AUGAAAUCUGCAAUAUUAGUUCUUGUAUUGUUGACUUUGUGCACUGUAACUCACAGCCAAGAUGAAUACAAGAGACAAAUCGGCGGACCUCCUACUAAUCCUAACGGGUUGACUAACAAUGGUCCCAAUCCAAAUGGUCCAGCUAAUGGAUCUGUGACUAACAGUGGUCCUAACAGUGGUCCUAACAGUGUUCCUAACAGUGGUCCUAACAGUGGUCUUAGCAGUGGUCCUAAUAGUGGUCCUGAUAGCAAAAAUUCUAACGGCGGACCUUUGCCUAACAAUGCUAACGGCGGACCUUUGCCUAACAAUGUUAACGGCGGACCUUUGCCUAACAAUGCUAACGGCGGACCUUUGCCUAGCAAUGCUACCGGCGGACCUUUGACUAACAAUGUGACGUCUUCAAGCUCAAACAAUCCUAAUACAACAGGAAUUAAUAAUUCUACUAGUUUGCCAAAUAAUAGCACAUCUCCAAGUAGCAGCAAUACACCUUCCGGAACCUCUAAGCCAAUUUCCUCAAGUACACCUUCCGCAGCUUCUUCCUCGGCUAAAUCUGCUUCAUCCCCCACUGACCUUCUCUCAAUCGCAACCUCGCUUAAUCUCAAAAAUGAUAUGAAUCAUUACGUAUUUGCUUUCGCUGGUGUCUUUGCCAUUUUAAUACAUAUUGUUGCUACUCUUUAA
Ambispora gerdemannii is the source of this 678-nucleotide messenger RNA. The record is from the annotation of a GenBank genome assembly. NCBI's taxonomy places the organism in Eukaryota, Fungi, Glomeromycota, Glomeromycetes, Archaeosporales, Ambisporaceae.